Molecule: messenger RNA, 459 nt
Organism: Meriones unguiculatus (Mongolian gerbil)
Lineage: Eukaryota; Metazoa; Chordata; Mammalia; Rodentia; Muridae
Product: histone H2A-beta, sperm-like
Exons: 2
Coding region: 1-459 (152 amino acids)
Cellular component (GO): nucleosome
Molecular function (GO): DNA binding; protein heterodimerization activity; structural constituent of chromatin
Source: RefSeq, a predicted model, not a curated record
AUGGGGAGUAGUUUUAGUGUUUUAACUAUUGUAUCUGGACGCGGAAAACAGGGGGGCAAGGCCCGCGCCAAGGCCAAGACCCGCUCCUCCCGUGCCGGGCUGCAGUUCCCCGUGGGCCGCGUGCACUGGCUCCUCCACAAGGGCAACUACGCGGAGCGAGUGGGCGCCGGUGCCCCGGUGUACCUGGAGGCUGUGCUGGAGUACCUGACAGCCGAGAUCCUGGAGCUGGCCGGCAAUGCGGCCCGCGACCACAAGAAGACACGCAUCAUCCCGCACCACCUGCAGCUGGCCAUAUUUCCCAGUACUAAAACUGACUCUUCUGGGGCAGGCCGAACAUACAGAUUCCUCCUGCAUUGGGUGCACGAGGCAAGGGCUCUGAUGCCCCAGGAAGAUACCAAGAGUGGGCUGUUGCCCCAGGAGACACUGAGUGGCACUCACUGGGACCAGGCGUACAGAUAG